Chenopodium quinoa (quinoa) is the source of this 915-nucleotide messenger RNA. Its product is annotated as photosynthetic NDH subunit of lumenal location 3, chloroplastic-like. The coding region runs from base 98 to 772 and encodes 224 amino acids. Gene Ontology annotation, molecular function: calcium ion binding. Lineage: Eukaryota; Viridiplantae; Streptophyta; Magnoliopsida; Caryophyllales; Amaranthaceae. Gene Ontology annotation, cellular component: photosystem II; chloroplast; extrinsic component of membrane. Gene Ontology annotation, biological process: photosynthesis; photosynthetic electron transport chain. The transcript has 3 exons. The record is from RefSeq and is a predicted model, not a curated record.
CAUCCAAAACUUCACAAACUUGUAAAAAACUAAUGUCCAAAGAUGAUUACAUCCACUUCAUCUAAUCUUCAUACACAACUCAAAAAUCCUCAACCUCAUGGCUCAAUUGGGAAACUUAUAUGGUGUUACAGAAAGUUUACCAGCAGCAAUUCCUAAGGUUCCCUACAUUUUAAGGGCACCUACUAAAAAAUCAUGUAACAUAAUUUGCCAUGCCAAAAAAUUAGAGGAUUCUCAUCAAAAUACUUCAAGAAGGUCUGUUAUUAGCAUUGCUUCUAUUGCUCUUCUUUCACAACUUGGUACUAAUAAUGCUUCUUUGGCUGAGGAGGAAAAUAAGUUGUGGCUCGAUUACCCUUACCCUCUUCCUGGAUUACGUCCAGCCGAAAACAAAAUAUACAAUGAGGAAACAGGAACAAGAUCAUUUCUGAAAACGGGACUCUACAUGGCUAACAUAGGAACCAAAGGAAGUGCAUACAGGCUUGGAAAAUAUGCCUUUGAUCUCAUGGCUUUGGGAGAUCUAAUAGGCCAAGAUACCUUGAAUUACGUCCGAAAGUACCUCCGUCUUAAGGGCACCUUCAUGUACUAUGAUUUCGACAAGGUCAUCUCUGCUGCACCCGUCGAUGAUAAACAGCCUCUCACAGAUCUUGCAAAUCGACUCUUCAACAAUUUCGAAAAGAUUCAAGAAGCUAUAAAACUGAAGGACCUUGCUCGAACACAAUCUUGUUACGACGACACAACAGUCAUCCUGCAAGAAGUGAUGGAUAGAUUUGCGUAACUCAACUCUGCAGAUAAUUUUCUUCCAUUCUUCUUCGUUCUGUUAUUGUACAAGUAAUUUCCGAGAAUUAAACAGAACAAAGAUACGAGUACUAAGCAAGAUAGAGAUCACUGAUAUAUUUAUCCGUGGUUCGAGUAAAAAUA